AUGCCCUCGCAUCUCCACGACUGGACAGUGCACGUCUGCGAGCUCUCCCACCACCUGAAAUGGAACAUGGGUGCAUGGGAGAAGGCGGAGGGGGGUGCAUGGGAGAAGGCGGAAGGGGGUGCAUGGGAGAAGGCGGAAGGGGGUGCAUGGGAGAAGGCGGAAGGGGGUGCAUGGGAGAAGGCGGAAGGGGGUGCAUGGGAGAAGGCGGAAGGGGGUGCAUGGGAGAAGGCGGAAGGGGGUGCAUGGGAGAAGGCGGAAGGGGGUGCAUGGGAGAAGGCGGAAGGGGGUGCAUGGGAGAAGGCGGAAGGGGGUACAUGGGAGAAGGUGGAAGGGGGUGCAUGGGAGAAGGCGGAAGGGGGUGCAUGGGAGAAGGCGGAAGGGGGUGCAUGGGAGAAGGCGGAAGGGGGUGCAUGGGAGAAGGCGGAAGGGGGUGCAUGGGAGAAGGCGGAAGGGGGUGCAUGGGAGAAGGUGGAAGGGGGUGGCGGGGCAGGGGCAGCCACAGCUUCGCCGCCCGCCACCUUCCCGGCUGGCUGCACAGGGCAGAUGCUGCCAGCAGCAUCACAUCACAGCAGCAUCACAUCACAGCAGCAUCACAUCACAGCAGCAUCACAUCACAGCAUCAUCACAUCACAGCAGCAUCACAUCACAGCAGCAUCACAUCACAGCAUCAUCACAUCACAGCAGCAUCACAUCACAGCAGCAUCACAUCACAGCAUCAUCACAUCACAGCAUCAUCACAUCACAGCACCUGUGAACGCGCAGAGAGGGUGUUUAUGA
This is a messenger RNA of Closterium sp. NIES-65, 777 nucleotides long. The record is from the annotation of a GenBank genome assembly. Lineage: Eukaryota; Viridiplantae; Streptophyta; Zygnematophyceae; Desmidiales; Closteriaceae.